Messenger RNA from Colletotrichum acutatum, 2928 nucleotides. RefSeq lists its product as uncharacterized. NCBI's taxonomy places the organism in Eukaryota, Fungi, Ascomycota, Sordariomycetes, Glomerellales, Glomerellaceae. Bases 1 to 2928 code for a protein of 975 amino acids. Gene Ontology annotation, biological process: glutathione metabolic process. The record is from RefSeq and is a predicted model, not a curated record. Gene Ontology annotation, cellular component: cytosol. Gene Ontology annotation, molecular function: 5-oxoprolinase (ATP-hydrolyzing) activity. The transcript is spliced from 4 exons.
AUGGCAUCCCAAACGCGACACCUCCGCAUCGGCGUCGACGUUGGCGUGACAAAUACUGAUGGCGUGGUCCUCGAUCCCUCGCGGGCCUCUGAGCCCGGCAAGGGUAUCAUCGCGUGGCACAAGUCGCCAACAACGACGAACCCCAGCGAGGGCAUCAACAACGCCAUUGUCACAAUGUUUGAGUCCACCAAGAUCGAUCCGAGUGAAAUCGCCAGCGUAACCAUCGGCACAACUCACUUCGUCAACGCUCUCUUCGAGAGGGAUGCCGCUCGUCUAGCCCCGGUUGCUGUUAUCAGGCUAACGAGCCAGUUCUCUAAGCACGAUCCGCCUUGUCUGGAUUGGCCCGAGGAUUUACGCGACCUGAUUUUGGGAUAUUAUGCUCUCUGCAAGGGUGGCCUACAAGUAGAUGGCACUCUGAUUUCUGACAUAGACACCGAGGAAAUCAAAGCGCAAUGCGCUCCCCAUCGACACGAACGACAAGAAGAACGAGCUGCCGAUAUUAUCCGAUCAGAGAUCUCUAGCUGCACCGUCACCUGCUCCAGAGAUGUGGCGAACCUGGGCUUCCAGGAGCGAGAAAACGCAGCCAUUCUCAACGCGACGGAGCCUAUGAAAAGGCUAGGCCUCAACUGUCCAGUCUUCAUCUCUCAGAAUGGCAGUACGAUCCUGUCAGGCGAGAUGGCCGCCAACUUACCCUUCCGGACAUUCUCCAGCGGCCCGACCAACAGCAUGCGAGGAGCCGCCUUUCUGGUGCAGGAUCACGAACUUAGCAACAGUGCCGUAAUGGUAGUCGACAUUGGAGGUACGACUACCGAUGUAGGUCUACUGCAGGCUAACGGUUUCCCACGCCAACAAGCUGUCUACAGUGAAUUCGCUGGCGUCCGCCUCAACCUCUCUUGCCCAGAUGUCAAGAGUAUCGGCCUAGGGGGAGGCUCCUUAGUCCGGAAGGGCGCCGAGAAGCUUACCGUUGGACCAGACAGCGUUGGCUAUAGGAUUAAGACAGAGGCCAUCGUCUGUGGAGGGUGUACCCUAACCGCCACAGACUGUGCCGUCCUCGCCAGCUCAUCGUCGCCUGCCGCCCCCAUUGGAGACGCUACUCUGGUCCAGGGCGCCCUCGAUGCCCAAGGCGUAGCCCAGCUUCCCGCCAUCGUCAAGCAAAAGCUCGAAAAGGUGAUUGAUACGAUGAAGACCUCGCCGGAAGACAUACCUGUUCUCCUAGUCGGCGGUGGCGCCGUGAUUGCGCCUUACGAGCUAAGGGGAGCUAGCGAGGUGCUAAAGCCUGAGUGGGCGGGCGUCGCCAACGCGAUCGGCGCAGCCAUUGCACGUGUCAGUGCCAUCGUUGACACGGUCAAGUCGACAGAGUCCAAAUCGGUCCAAGAGAUCUUGGGUGGAGUGGAGGAAGAGGCUAGGAAAAAGGCCGUUGCUGCGGGUGCGGUUCCUUCGCCUGUUCAGAUCGUGGAUGUGGAUACGAUACCCCUGGCUUACAUUGCCAACAAGUCGCGCUUCAUUGUGCGUGCUGCCGGUGACUUUGACUUCUCGCGGACAGAUCUUUCAUCUGUAUUGCAAAGCAGCGAGGAGGGGAGCCAAGGUGAUGAGGUCUCGACCAACCGAGUCGUAAAGACUACCGCAAUCCGUACUAAGGAAGAGAUCGAUGUCUUGACUUACAAGCCUCUUGUCAAAGAUCGAGUCUGGUACAUCAACGAGACCGACCUCGACUGGAUCAGGAUUGGAUGCUACAUCCUCGGCACAGGCGGCGGUGGCUCACCCUACUCCCAGCAACUCAUCCUCCGCGAGAAGCUGCGCAAAGGUGCAGUCGUCAGAGUUGUUAAUCCUCACCACAUACCCGACGAUGCCCUCGUCGGCUGCGGAGGCCAUGCGGGGUCCCCGACCGUCGCCAUCGAAAAGAAGUCUGCCGGCGAAAUGCAGAAGGCCCAAGAGGAGAUGUAUAAACACUUGGGCACGCCCGCCACACACAUGAUCUCCGUCGAAAUUGGCAGCGCGAACGGCCUGCAGAGCAUGAUGAUCGGCUCUAGCACGAACAUGAACAUCCCUACAGUCGAUGGCGACUGGAUGGGCCGGGCGUACCCGACCAAAUGGCAGACGACGCCGGUAGUCUUCAACGAACGGAGACCCAUCUGGACGCCAGUGACCAUGAGUGACGGGAACGGCAGCAUCGUCACGAUGUCCCGGGCAUCAUCUGAUAAGCAGGUCGAGCGGGUUAUGCGUGCGGCUCUGGCGGAGAUGGGCUCGCAGGUGGCUGUGGCUGACCCGCCGGUGACGGGAGCCGAGACCAAGAGGUGGGUGGUAGAACAUACCAUUUCCCAGUCGUGGCGAAUCGGGCGAGCUGUUGCUGAGGCAAGGAAGCUCAACUCUGUCGACAAUGUUGCGGAGACAAUCACUGAGGAAUGUGGCGGUCACGGCUCGGCUAAGGUUAUUUUCAAGGGCAAGAUCGUGGGCGUCGACAGGGUGCUCAGGAAAGGUCACGUCUAUGGAGAGCUGGUCAUCGAAGGCGCUGAUAUCUCCACCUCGAGAGAGACAGGGCAAGAGCCAAAGAAGGAGAAGUUCACAGGAUUCGUCAAGAUCCCGUUCAAGAAUGAGAACAUUGCUGCAAUCAGGGCCACAUCUGCCAAGUCCGGGCCCCAAGAAGUUGGGACAGAGAAGCAGGAAGAUGUCUUAGCCAUUGUGCCGGAUCUUAUCGCGGUCAUUGACGCGCAAAACGGCGAAGCCAUUGGAACGCCAGAGUACAGGUACGGACUUUUGAUCAUUGUUCUAGGUAUUGCGGCUAGUGAUCGCUGGACUAGCUCUACGAGGGGCCUUGAGAUCGGGGGCCCUGGAGCUUUCGGAUUCUCUCACCUCAAGUAUCAUCCUCUAGGCAUUAUCGUGAAGCCUCGGAGUGUCGUUGAUGAGUUUAACGUUGAGGUCCAGGGAUGA